UUUAAGGCAGAACUCGCACAAGUUAACCAGUAGAUUGAGAAAUAAAAACUAUGGAUGACGCGAAGCACCCUCGUCUUAUCCUCCAUGAAUUCCUUUCCCUCGACGAAUGCAAGGAAUUGCAAUUCAUUCAUAAGAGUAGCAGCACUGUUGGAUAUCGUCCCAACGUCUUCUCCACCACUCUCUCUCAUCUCAUCGCUACAAAUUGUCCCCAUUUUAUCAUCCCUUUCCUUCCCAUCCGAGAGAGGUUGAAAGAGAAGGUGGAGGAGUUCUUUGGCUGUGAAUAUGAGCUAUUCGUGGAAUUCACUGGUUUGAUUAGCUGGACUAAAGGAGCCAGCAUUGGGUGGCACAGUGAUGAUAAUAGGCCCUAUCUCAAACAAAGGGACUUCACGGCAGUCUGUUACUUGAAUACUUAUGCAAAGGAUUUCAAAGGCGGACUCUUUCACUUCCAGGAUGGGGAGCCAGCUACUCUUGUUCCCAAGGCUGGAGAUGUUGCAAUAUAUACAGCUGACAGCAGUAAUGUUCAUUCAGUAGAUGAGAUAACUGAAGGAGAAAGACUUACCCUUACCCUAUGGUUCAGCCGUGACAGUGAUCAUGAUGAGGAUGCUAAACUCAUUUCCAUUCUAUCAGAAAACUUGUUAUGUUCUUCAAACAAUGUGCCUGGGUUGAAGCUUCCUAUGCUAGCAGCAAGUAAUAUGUACUGGUUUUCACCGCAUCAAGCACCUAAUCAACAGUCAGGAUUUGAUAUUUGCUGUGCAAGAAUACAUCUGCUUGGUUUUGACAUUUAUUCUUCUCAAGAAAAGAGCUCUUUUUCAGAUUUGAUGAUAUUGAUGGAGCCAGUUAAACUAGCUAAGAGGAAUGAGUUGUUUGAACAUGAAUUUGCCAAUAUUCUGCACUUACUUCAGAUGGUACAAUUCUAUUGUUGGAAAGCCUCGGAGUUGGUUGUUUCUCACCUGGAAAGUUGCAAGGUAAUACAACUAUCACAAUCACAAAGGGAGAAAAUUAAUGCGUUGAAAUCUUUUGUUCUGAGGGAUCAUCAGCUGGUGGAAAUGGUGUUUAGCUUUGUCGAUAGCAAGCAGAAAUGUCAACAUUCUUUUGAUUGGGCAAAAUUUUCUGCUGCCAUUACUGCAUGGGAAGAUUAUUCACAUAAAUUGCACAAAAAGUUACUACUGAGCUUACCAUACUGGAGAACAGAGGGAAUUAUAUGCGGUAUUCCAUUUGAAGGUUCUUGACAAGGGAUUUCAAGUGGUUUAUAACGUUAGUCACUUGAGCUGCAGCAUUGGCCGGUUUUGUUGUUUGGCAAUUUUCUUCCCCUUGCACUUCUACGUUUUCUUAAUGUAUGUAUUUCUGCUCUAAGUUGGAUUUUCUAAUACAAUUCAAAGAGUAUAAGAUCAAAUUAUCUAUAUUGAUUUUUUUGUGGAACCCGUAAAAUGAGUAAAAUUGCUCCGCAUGUUGAUUGAAACUCAAAGCAAUUCAAUGAUUAUAUCUCUUCUUGUGCUCUGAGAAAGAAUGCGUGGAAAUCAAACGACAGUUCAUCCUUUGGAAAGAUGUAAUGUUUCAGCAGAAUGAAAAAGCUGAGUGACUCUCUUUGGAUAUGCUCCAUUGGUGCAAAACACUGCCAAAGGCAUCAUAGAAUGCAAAAGUGGCCGUGGAGUCGGUCAUUUGCGCUGACAUAAAUCCUUGGCCAUCAUAAUAUAACUUCAAUUCCUCUGGAUCCCACUUCCUUAUAUCACCCCUCCAGGCCUUUGAGCCGCCUCCACUUGUUAUGAAUUGAAUGUUGCUGCAUUGAGAAACAAUUGAUUUAAUGUUUUGCAUAAACUUUUUUAAUGUUGUUUCUUGUGGAAAUCUAUAGGUUGUACCUGUGACUGCUGCUGAUAUGUUGGAUACAGUGAUCAUGCCCGUUUAUAAUUGGAACAAGCUGCUGUAGAAGCUCUACUGUGAUUCCAUGGUGUCCUGCACUUAAGAUGGCAUGGUGACCAACAACAAGUUUCCAUUUUGCAUUGGAGCUGCUCAGUGCUGCAUCCACAUCCUAUUACAGAGGUGAAAUCAAAUCCAUCAUUACCUUUCCCAGUUGUGCUUUGAGUUAUUUGUUUUAUUUACCGUUUAAUUUUUUAGAAUAGCUUUUAAAUUUUUGUUUGAAAUAAAUAAAUAUAAGAAUUCAUUUCAACUUUUUCAUUAUGUCAAAUAUGGAUGUAUUAGUAUAUUUCAUAAAAUAUGCAUGGGAAUUUUGAAGCAUUACCUUCAACAGAUUUGCAAGGUAAGUCUCCCUAGGAGAAAUACCUUUCCAGUCAUAGUUGUGUUCUGGGUUUGUGAAGUAGUCAUUCACAAAUGGCGAUGUGUCCACAAAGAAAAUUUCAACAAUUUCUACAGAAAUAAGUCAAAAAAAAAAAAAAUUAAAAUAUUAAUAUCAAUUAUGCCCUGAACAAAUCUCAAGCAGUUUGUUUCUUCAGGAUUUAAAUUUUUAGAAAAGAAAUUAAAAAUUAGGACUUUCAUUUCUUCUUCUUCUUAUUUUUUUGUUUACCUGCAUUGACUAUGAACGACCGCAUGCAAAGCCAUCUGCUAUCCUUUUGUGUGAGGAUUGGAUUCAACUGUGCUUCAACAUCACCUCUGUAAUCAUGGUUACCCAAAACUGCAGAAAAGAAAAUAAGGAAAAAAUUAAUUAGAUUAAUGGGUUCAUAUUUCUCAAACCAUUGAAUAAUAUAACAAUUGUAUUAAAUUUGGAGAAUUAACAUACCCCUGUACCAUUGCUUUUGCAAGCUUGGGGCUGUGUAGAUAUUAGUAAAAGACUCAAAAAUUUGGAUCAUCAAUUCCUUUCAAGCCAUCUUCAUAAAAAUUAUCUCCAGUAGAGAUCACAAAAUCUAUGUCUAGUUCCUCUCCAAUUACUCCCAUCUGAAAUUCAUUUUACCAAAUAUAAAUAUAUACAUUUAUCAAAAAUGAUGAUUAAUGUCAUGUGAAAUUCUUUAGAAUUCAGGGUUCCUAAGAAAAAACAAAACAAAAAUAAAUAGAGAAACUUAUAUACCCAAUUCUUCUACGUUACCCAAUAUUGAAGAGAAUUGUUGCACUCUCAGGGUCAUGAAAUAGAUAAUUUCAAAAGGGUGAAGAAGAAAAAGCUUAUAUAAUUCAUAUCGUUAUGGAAGGAACUUUCUUUUUAUAAUAUACUAAAAAAUAAAAAAUAUAUAUAUUUGUAGAAAUAAUUUUGAUAAACUAUAAAGUCAAAAUUGAAAUUUAUCCUUAAAAACUUGUAUAUAUGGAUGUAAAAGCAGGAGAGUAGAGAAUUCAUAUAUGAAUGUAAAAGAGAAAAAGAAAAACAAGAGAGGACCUGUGAAGCAACUUCAGAUUGGUUGAAAAGUCCUCUUCUUCCCCAAUCUCCAAUCACCAAGAAGCUAAGAGAACCAUCGGAUUUCAAUGGCUGCUGGAAACGUUGAAGCUCAGCCAAUGAAGAAGAAAAGCAGAAACAGAUGAUGAAGGCUGCAAAAAUAAGAGAAAGCAUGGUGGGUUUUGUGAAGGCCAUAGUUGAAUUGUGAGAUGAAAUUGUGAAAAAGUGGAUUCUCCAAGCAGAAAAUUUAAGGGAAAAAUGAGAGUUAUCUUUGGCGAUUUGGAAGUUGGCCAUGCAAAUACAAUAACCCUUUAUAGCUUCGUGGUGGAGGUUGGGUUGCCGUAACUUGUGAGGACAUGAAAUGAAAGUUGUUUCAAAUUCUUUUCAUCUUAGCAUAGCUAAGUAUAAACAAAUAAAGGAUGAUUAUUAAAUACCAUUUUAAAAGCUAACCAAUAAUAAAUUAGUAAAUUGCUCAUUAACACUUUUACAAAUUAAUUUUUUAAGUUGUAUUUGUUGUAAUUUAAAGUUGUAGCUAUUAUAGAUUGUUCUAAAAUUUGGCCCUCUCUGCCUUUGAUUUAGGGAAAAUUAUUAUGUAGUAUAUACAAAGAUUUUAUUGUAGCUAUUAAUAAUAGUGGGUUCCAUAUAAGUCUCACUAUCAUCAAUACCAAUUAUUUUCCUUAGUGCUACCUGAACUUAGGGGUUAUAACAUAAUUUUAAUUAAUAAUAAUUUGUAACAAAAAAAAUUUGAACUUCAAUUGAGGUAACGAUAAGCUAUCUAUGGACUGAUUGGUGAUGAUUGAGCUCUAGAAAAAUGAGCGCGGCCUUUGCAUUGACAUUGUAAAUAUAUAUAUAUUUUUUCCAGCAUAGAGCACUACUAACCAUACUAGUGCUAACUAUGUAAGACUAUUAACCCAAUUAAAAUUGUUUUCAAUUAUUCCUAAGCCCUAAACUUGUUCAUUUUAGAAUACCCAAAUCUUCCUCUGCAUCUCUCCCUCCUUCUCAGAUGUCUUAAGCCUGAAGUAGAAUUGAUCAAAUAUGCCAUUUUUGACAGAUAGAAAUCAGACAGACCAUUCGCUUUUCUCUGUCUUCUGGUUCGUCUAUAUCUUUCACAAUCAACAAAACCAAUCUAAAGCUUGAUCUAAGUUUUCUAACAUUCAAAAUUCAUUCUAAAUCUCAUUUUAAGUUUUCUCUAAAUUUCUCUACCAAAUCCCAUCUCUCAUUCAACAAUUGAAUAUCAGAAUUCAUUUCAUUUAUAGACACUAAUCUUCGCUUAAUCUUGGGGCAAAAGAAAGAGAAACGGAACAGUCAAGGAUAAAAUAAAAUGGACUGUAGGAUUAAAAUAUUUAACCAAAUUGGUGUUCUUUCAUUUUCUGAGGGUCCUAGCCGGCAAAAGUAAAUAUUAUGCCACCAAAUAAUGUCAUACCAAUUUUUCGGAGCUAAACCAAUCAGCUAAUGUAUAUUUUAUUGUUAUUGAAAUUAAAGUUCAGACAUUUUUCUGUUACAAAUUAAUUAUUAUGUACUACUAUAUUACAACUCCUUAAUUUAGACAGUAUCAGUGAAAAUCACCCAAUUAAUAGUCAAAAUUUAACUAUUUUAUAUAUAAUGAUUAUAAUAAAAUUUCUCCUAAUUCAGCAUUAAUUAAUCUGUCCUUGAAUAAUUGAUAAUUAAUUAAAAAAAAGUGUGUAUAAUAAAAUAUUUUCAAACGUAGAUCAAAAUGGAAGUAAAGGAUAGCUUAGCUAAAUUAAAUAUUUUAUAGGUGAAAAGUCUAAAUUUAUAUAUUUAUAACUUAAUUAAUGAUAUAAAUUUGGAAAAAUAACAAUUUAGCCCCUCAAAUUUAGUGAAAUUUACUAGUUAGUUCAUUGAUUUAAAAAAACUCAUUAAAACAUUUUUGAGAUAUUAAAAAAUCUACUAAUCAGUUAUUUGUUAACUAAUCAGUUAUUUGUUAACUUUAGACAUUGAUUUAACUUUAGACAUUAAAAAAUCUUUCAUUUUAGACUUUUCUGAAUACUUAAUGGCUAAAAUUAAUGGACGGACUAAUUAGUAGAUUUUCUAAUAUCUCAUAGAUGUUUUAAUGUGUUUGUCAAAACCAAAGGGACUAACUAGUGAGUUUCACUAAACCUAAGGUACUAAUAGUAAUUCUCCCUAUAAGUUUUAACUUUUAAAUCUAUCGUGGGUCAUAUGGAAGUGUUUAGUUUGGUUACGCAUGCAAAUAACUAAUUGUUGGAAUUUGCAAUAACAAAAGCUAAAUUAGGGGCAAAUUAAAUACUAAAAAAUUAAAUAACUAAUCUAAUAUAAGCUCGAUCUCAUUAUAUGACAAAGGAAAUAUUUUACAAUAAAUAAAUAUUUGCCAGCAAUAACUUAAAUAAUUUUUUUUUCGAAUUUUUCCUUCUCGUAAAAUACAAAGACUACAAGUCUACAAGAUAACAUUAUCCCUUCCUCAAUCUUAAUCCAAGCUCCCAUCAGUUUCUUCUUCUUCUUCUUCACCUUGUUCUUGCUUGAAGCAAAAUAACUUGCUUAAAUGGUAGUAGAGUGAAGCUCUUUGUUCUUGCUCCAUUUGUGCAAAAUAUAGCCAGAAACAUCAUAGAACACAAUUCUACUUGAGUUUGUGUAAUCUCCAUAGACAUGAAAACUUGACCAUCAUGAAAAACUGCAUUUCCUUCGGAUUCCACCAAUCUACAUCUCCUGUCCAAGCUUUCGAGCUGCCUCCGCUCGUCAAAAAUUGAAGCAAACUGCAAUACAUGCACGCACAUGCGUGCACACAUAUAAAUAAAUCUUCUUUGCGAAGUUUUCCUUCUUGAAAACCUUUUCUGAAAUGUUAACUCCACUACUGAGGAAAAUGUGCGUAUUCCUCUAAAUCUAAUCUGCUUUUUUUUUUUUUUUCUAUAUUUACUUAACCGUUAGUACAUGCAAAUUGGGACCCAAACUAGCCAAAAGGUCAAACUUUCUUUAAAAUGGUAACUUCGAAUUUUAUCCAGUGAUAUCUGAAUCUUUUUGCCAUUCUAAUAGAUAGUACAAUUCUAUUGUUGGAAAGCCUCGGAGAUGCUUAUUUCUCACCAGGAAAGUUGCAAUGUAAUACAAGUAUCGCAAUCACAAAGGGAGAAAAUUAUUUCCUUGAAGUCUUUCGUUUGAGGGAUCAUCAGCUGCUGGAAUUGGUGUUCAGCUGUGAUGACAACAACCAGAAAUGUGAACUUUCCCUUGAUUGGGCAAAAUUUUCUGCUGCCAUUAUUGCAUGGGAAGAUUAUUUACAUAGAUUACACAGAGUUACAAUUGAGCUUACCAUAUUGGAGAACAGAGGGAAUUAUAUACAUUGUUCCAUUUGAAGGUUCUUGACAAGGGAUUUCAAGUUGUUUAUAACAUUAAUCACUUGAGCUGCAACAUUGGCCGGUUUUGUUGUUCAGCAAUUUCCUUCCCCUUGCACUUUUACGUUUUCUUAAUGUAUGUAUUUCUGUUCUAAGUUGGAUUUUCUAAUACGAUUCAAACAGCAUAAGAUCAAAUUAUUUAUGUUGAUUUUUUGUGGAAUCUGUAAAAUGAGUAAAAUUGCUCUACAUGUUGAUUGAAACUCAAAGCAAUCCAAUGAUUGGAUCUCUCCUUGUGCUCUGAAAAGGAAUGCGUGGAAAUCACAUGACAGUUCAUCCUCUGGAAAGAUGCAGUGUUCAGCAGAAAGAAAAAGGUUGUACCUGUGACUGCUGCUGAUAUGUUGGAUACAGUGAUCAUGCCCGUUUAUAAUUGGAACAAGCUGCUGAAGAAGCUCUACUGUGAUUCCAUGAUGUCCUGCACUUAAGAUGGCAUGGUGACCAACAACAAGUUUCCAUUUUGCAGUGGAGCUGCUCAGUGCUGCAUCCACAUCCUAUUACAGAGGUGAAAUCAAAUCCAUCAUUACCUUUCCCCGUUGUGGAUUGAAUUUUUUGUUUUAUUUACCCUUUAAAUUUUGAGAAUAGCUUUUAAAUUUCUUUUUGGAAUAAAUAAAUAUAAGAAUUCAUUUCAACUUUUGCAUC
Molecule: messenger RNA, 7308 nt
Organism: Manihot esculenta (cassava)
Lineage: Eukaryota; Viridiplantae; Streptophyta; Magnoliopsida; Malpighiales; Euphorbiaceae
Exons: 11
Coding region: 51-1229 (392 amino acids)
Biological process (GO): collagen metabolic process
Molecular function (GO): L-ascorbic acid binding; oxidoreductase activity, acting on paired donors, with incorporation or reduction of molecular oxygen; iron ion binding
Source: RefSeq, a predicted model, not a curated record